AAAAACAACAAACUGAGAAGUGAGAACCCAGUUUUUAUCAUUGAGGAAUUCUAUCAAACACCUCGUGUGCAUCUACCCGUGGUAGAGGGAGAAAAAUGCAGAGAAGAAAGCUAGUGCAAAUGUCCGUCUUCGUAGUCAGAAAUUCUCAUUUUUCAACUUACAUUAAAUCUCUUACCAAUCUCGACGUUCCACUUGUUGUUGAUGAUGACGAUCCUCUCUACGCCGACGUACCCAAGCCUCGGAAGGAUAAAUCGGAGAGGAAGCCGUAUCCGACUCCGAUGAAAGAGUUGAUUCGUCGUGCGAAAGAGGAGAAACAACUGAGAAAAUUACAACCAUGUCGAGUUCUGGAAGAUCCGCCGGAUAAUGGGUUACUUGUACCGGAACUUGUCCACGUGGCUCACUGUGUUCACCGAUGCCGCAACUCUUUACUCUCCGGCCUCUCAAAAAUUAUUCAUCAUGUUCCUGUUCAUCGCUGCAGAUGCUGCUCUGAGGUUCACAUUGGCAAGGAAGGGCAUGAAAUCAGGACUUGCACAGGCCCCGGAAGCGGUUCAAGAAGUGCAACUCAUGUCUGGAAAAGAGGAAGAGUGAGCGAUGUUGUGUUGUUCCCAAAAUGUUUUCAUCUCUAUGACCGUGCUGUCAAACCGAGAGUUUUACACGACGAGAGGUUUACCGUCCCUAAAAUCUCUGCGGUUCUCGAGCUAUGCAUGCAGGCCGGUGUAGACCUCGAGAAAUUCCCAUCAAAGCGAAGAUCGAAACCUGUCUACAGCAUCGAAGGAAGGAUUGUAGAUUUUGAGGAAGUCAGUGAUGGAACUUCAGAAACUGCAGCUACUUCUACUACUACACUUUUACAAGAAGACGAUAGUUGCAAGGAAGAGAAGAAGAGCUUGAAGGAAAUAAGCAUCAUGACGAUGGAUUCAUGGUUUGAAAUGGUUUCAGGGGUCAGGAAACUGAUGGAGAGAUACAAAGUGUGGACUUGUGGGUAUUGUCCAGAGAUUCAGGUGGGUCCAAAGGGACACAAAGUGAGGAUGUGUAAAGCUACAAAGCAUCAGAUGCGAGACGGAAUGCAUGCAUGGCAAGAAGCGACUAUUGAUGAUGUGGUUGGUCCAAACUAUGUGUGGCAUGUUCGGGAUCCUACUGAUGGUUCUGUUCUUGAUAAUAGCUUGACGAGGUUUUACGGCAAGGCUCCUGCGGUUGUGGAGAUGUGUGUACAAGGUGGUGCAGCGGUACCUGAUCAGUACAAGAGUAUGAUGAGGCUUGAUGUGGUUUACCCUCAACGUGAUGAGGUCGAUCUAGUCGCUUGACCUCCCCACUCUGUUAAUUUGUAGAGAAAAACCAAGAAAGAACGAGAAAAACCGACAAGGAAAAAACAUCAACCAGUCGAUGAAUUUCUCAAAGUCCUCGUAAUAUGUAUCCAGAUUCGAAAGUUUAGUAAGAAUCCACCUGUAUCAAGGAACAAAUGUGUUCACUGUCAAGAGUAAACCUCAUGGCUUUUCUACUAAUUUCAAUUUGAGUCAUAGGCUAAUAAGCAUAUCAUUUAGCAGUUUUGCAA
Capsella rubella is the source of this 1549-nucleotide messenger RNA. Its product is annotated as APO protein 3, mitochondrial. The transcript has 2 exons. Bases 96 to 1301 code for a protein of 401 amino acids. Gene Ontology annotation, molecular function: RNA binding. Lineage: Eukaryota; Viridiplantae; Streptophyta; Magnoliopsida; Brassicales; Brassicaceae. The record is from RefSeq and is a predicted model, not a curated record.